Messenger RNA from Aspergillus saccharolyticus JOP 1030-1, 1009 nucleotides. RefSeq names its product sulfotransferase family protein. Lineage: Eukaryota; Fungi; Ascomycota; Eurotiomycetes; Eurotiales; Aspergillaceae. The record is from RefSeq and is a predicted model, not a curated record. Bases 117 to 884 code for a protein of 255 amino acids. The transcript has a single exon.
UUUGCUUUCUCGAAUGAAAAACAACGGAAAAAAAAAAAGAAAAAAAAAGAGAAAAAAAAAGAAAGAACAAAAAAACUCUGUUCUACCUCUACUGCGGACUGUGACCGCGGUCAGAGAUGGGUCAACAAGCCUCCAUGCCCCAGCCUGGCACGCACAUCCAAGUCAUUGGAGCCGGGCUCUCGCGCACCGGAACCGCCUCCUUCAGCGCUGCCCUGGAGGUCCUUCUGGACGGACCCAUCUACCAUGGUGGUACUCAGACCCUGAUGGGCCCACCGACGGAAAUCAAAUCCUGGAAACAGAUUCUACGCAACUGGCUGGCCGGCGACCAUGCCACCACGCUAGCUCUCCUGCAGACCCGUACCGCGGGCUACGCAGCCAUCACCGACGCCCCGGCCUCGCAGCUGGUUCCCGAACUCCUCGAGCUCUACCCGGACAGUAAAGUCAUCUGCACGGUGCGCGACCCAGACGCCUGGGUGCAGAGCAUCCAGCAGGUCAGCUCGAUUGUGCGGCUCUGGUUCCUGGGUGCGGUGCUGCUCCCCCUUCCGGGGAUGCGGCACUUUAUGGGCUACAACUGGCUGCUGCAGUCGCAGUGGGAUCGCAUCUACCGCUCGCGCGAUGUCGCCAGGAUCUACCAGCUACACCUGCAGUGGCUGCGUGAGGUCGUGCCGCCCCAUCGUCUGGUGUUGUUUGAUGUCAGGGAAGGGUGGGAGCCCCUGUGCCGUGCGCUGGGGAAGGAGGUGCCGGAUGUUCCUUUCCCAUGCAUCAAUGAUGCCCAGGCAGUGGAUUGUAUCGCCAUGUACUAUAUCCGGAGAGGGCUGAUGCGAUGGGCGAUCCUGCUGGCUAUUGCUGGAAUAGGUGGCUAUUGGCUGCUAGUAUGGGGGUAGGCAGUCGGCUUGCAUGGGUUGUUCUGGGGAUAUAUAGUACGUAUUCAUUGCGUCGCUGUAGCUGAGCUUGGCGUGGCAUGCAACCGAGGAGGUCUCUUGUGAAUGUACUGGUACUAUGUAGCAGC